Messenger RNA from Populus euphratica (Euphrates poplar), 1954 nucleotides. RefSeq names its product chloroplast envelope membrane protein-like. NCBI's taxonomy places the organism in Eukaryota, Viridiplantae, Streptophyta, Magnoliopsida, Malpighiales, Salicaceae. The transcript is spliced from 7 exons. Gene Ontology annotation, cellular component: membrane. The record is from RefSeq and is a predicted model, not a curated record. The coding region runs from base 373 to 1704 and encodes 443 amino acids.
AACAUUUAUUUUAUUUUUAAUUAUCCAGUAGUGAGAGGGAGAACCCAAAGACCGCUAUCUUCUUUCCUUUUGCUCUUCCCUCUUUAGCUGUUUAGCUUAGCUUCAUCACAAUUACGAAAAACGCUUUCUUUUGUUGUAAAGUUCUUCUUGAUUCUUCUUUUUCGUUGUUUUUUAGCUCUUCAGCUCAGGAUAUGAGUUUCUGAAUUUUGUUUUUUUAAAAGCCAAUUUAGUAGUCAAGAUAUUGAAUUUUUUAAGAGAAUGCCUAUGUUUUUCGUUUGAUAAGAAGAGGUUUGAUUGUUUCAUGAUUACAGCGAUUUGGAGCAGUGGUUUCUUGUCUUUGGUUUGAAAAGGCUAAAAAAUGUUGCUUUCUUGAUGACCACUUCAAUUGUGUUAUGCAACAACCUAAGCUUUAACACUAACCAUUACCAAACCCCACUUAGGAACAGGAAUUUAUUUGCCAAAUCAUCCAGUUUCUCACUCCAAUUGAGUAAUAGGCGGAGAUUUUGUGGGGUUUUUCCAAAAGCAAAGAAGAAUGGGAAAAAUCAUUCUAAAAAAAAGAGAAGUUGGUGGCGGAGGUUCUUUUUUGAUGAAGAUGGAAACUGGUUUGGAUUAAAGGAUGAAGAUUUGCUUGAUGCUGAGGCUGAUUUUUCUGAGAAUUCAAUUGAUGAGGAGUUGUCCGAGGAAGAGAAGUUUGAGGCUUGGAAGAGGAGAGCUGAGGCAAUUGUGGAGCUGAGAGAAGCACAAGAAGAUAUGUUGAAUGAGGAUAGUAGGAGGUGGGAGGAUUGGAUUGUGGAUUACGGUGAUAAUGGUCGUGAUGAUGCUAGUAAUGGUUCUUGGUGGAGUCAAGAGUUUGAUGGAAAUGGUGGAAUUGGAAAUGGGGACUCAGUAGAGGAUGCGCGGUCGGAUCCUACUGACCUUGUACCUGAAAAAGGAUUUGUUGAGUCUGUUAGAGAUUUGGUUCUUGGCAGGGAAGAGGAGGAUUUGCUUUAUGAAGACCGUGUGUUCCGGUAUGCCUCAUUGAAUUCGGCUAAGUUUUUGGCAGUAUUGAUAAUCAUACCCUGGGCCUUGGACUUUGCAGUUCAUGAUUAUGUUCUCAUGCCCUUCUUAGACAGAUAUGUCAAGACUGUACCACUUGCAGCGCAGAUGCUUGAUGUGAGAAAAAGUCAAAAACUUGAGAUGAUCAAGGAACUAAAAGUCGAGAAAGCAAGAUUGCUGCUUGAGGUAGAGAUUGGUAAAUCUCCACCUCUUUCUGAUGAGGAGGAAUGGUGGGAACUACGGCAUAAAGCGUUAGAGCUGCGGGAUGAUUGGAGGUUAGAAAACCGUAGAUCAUUUGCCAACAUAUGGUCAGACAUGGUAUUUGGGAUCUCAAUCUUCAUUCUUUUGUACUUCAAUCAGAGUAAAGUAGCUUUGCUGAAAUUUACAGGUUAUAAAAUACUGAACAAUGUUACAGAUAUUGGGAAGGCAUUUCUAAUCAUACUUAUCACAGAUAUUUUUUUGGGGUAUCACUCCGAAUCUGGUUGGCAGACCUUGCUGGAUGUAAUUGUUGAGCACUAUGGACUUGAAGUUGACCAAUCUGCUAUCACCAUUUUCAUCUGCCUCGUUCCUGUUGUCAUUGAUGCAUGUGUGAAGCUUUGGUUGUUCAAGUACCUACCAAGAUUAUCCCCGAGGGUGGCAAACAUAUUCCGUGAAAUGAAGCGCCACUAGGCAAAAAUUUUUGGUUUGGUCCAAGAAUCCUUACAUUUUUUUCCCUACCUCCACACAUUUUCCCCCUCUAUAUAUCUUCCUCGAUAGAGGCCUGUCCAGUUUUGCAAGUGCAUGGACACAAUGAACUCCCAAAGCAGGCCAUUAUUCUGCAUGGAGAGGAGUCUUAUGCUUUGUUCAAAUACCUUCCCUCUGUUUAUUUGAUUUUCAAAUGACUCGGUGACAAUAAGAGGCCAUCAUCUCUUUCCCAGAA